CACAGUGGAACAAGACGUGCUGUGUGGGAAUACCAAAUAUAGAUAUAUUCGUUUUUUCUUGGAUUGUAUAGGCUACUGGUUUUCAACUCUAUUAUUUUCAAUGGAUAAAGUUGUAGUCUAUUGAAACGUCAGUAACAUUUUGAAUGCCAAUAUUAUACUACGUAAAUGAUAAGGCUUUCUAUCAUUUCUACCGUUGCCAAAUCGUCCUUUGGAUAAAAAUGAGCACUUGAUGGGAAUUGGACUAUAAGGAAAUGAAGAAUCUUGAUAUCUUCGAUUUGAAGGAUUGCCAGUGAGCGGCCCUCCUAUAUAAGAUGGUUCCCAGUGUGUGUGGUGUGUCCCUGGCUGUGGUGUUGCUGACCCUGGUGUCCCCUGGUGGUGCCUGCCCUCUGCCCUGCUCUUGCUACCAGCCCACUGAACUACACUGCACCUUCAGAUCUCUAGUCAACAUACCACAGCCCCUACCGCAACACACACUACACAUCAACCUGGGGUUCAACAGUAUCAGCAGGAUCCCAGACAGCUCAUUGGCCGGUCUAAAGAGGCUGGCGCUGCUGAUGCUUCAUGGGAAUGACAUCCGUGAGAUUCCUGACGAAGCUUUCCAAGAUCUGUCCUCCCUUCAGGUCCUGAAACUGAGCUAUAACAAGCUGAGGGAGAUCUCAGCAAAGAGCUUCUCAGGCCUGUCCUCUCUACAGCGCCUCCACCUGGAUCACAACUGGCUGCAGUCUCUCCACCCCCAGGCCCUGCUCCGCCUCCCCAACCUCAGACUGAUCCGGCUGCAGGGGAACCGGCUCCACCAGCUGCAUCCCCAGGCCUUCUGCACUCUGUCCCUACUGCAGACAUUCUGCUACUCCACCCUCAGGCAUCUGGACGUGUCCAACAACAGUCUGACUAAUCUGCCCAGAGACAUACUGAGGACCGCCCCUCUUCUGGAGUCCCUAGCUCUACAGGCCAACCCCUGGACCUGCGACUGCAGCAUGGCUUGGCUGCAGGCCUGGAGCAUCUCUCACCUAGGGUUGUUGAAAUGUCCGGGGUCACAGUGCCUGGUCUGUGCCUCACCCAAUCACCUGAAGGGACGUGGUCUUUUGCAGCAGAAAGACUUAUCAUGCACCUCGCCUGUAAUUGCCACCAAUCCCAGAGCCUCAUCUCAGGAGGAUGGCGAAAUUCAGUCAAUAGAAACUUUUAGAGAGGCUUUAGGUCACGCCUCCUUGGGGAUGUCCGACCAACAGGGGAAUGCCGUUGAUCUGAAGUGUAACAUCACACACUCCUCACAGACUCCUGACAUUACCCCACCACCACUUUCCUCCUCUAUCACCCCCCUCUCCCUCUCUCUUUCCCUUUCCCUGGUCUGUGGGGUGGAUGGGCACAGUUAUGAGAGGCUGUGGAGGCUGAUGGCCUACUACAGUGAGACACCUGCCAGGCUUCAGAGAGAAAUCAUGUUGAGUAAAGCCCCAACACUUGCCUACAGGUACAGACAGAGAGCAGAGAGAGAGGGCUACUACCAUACAGGGGUCAGGGCCAGUGUCCAAGCCCAGCCUGCCUGGUUACUACAGCCCCAUGUUAGUCUCCAGUUCAACAGAGCUCAGUCCAGCACCCACAGGGUUAAACUGACCCUGUCCACCCUGGUGUCUGCACCCCCAGACCCCCCAUCCCCACACCCCUGGGUCCUCAUCCAGACCAACAACACCCACACAGCUUUUACAGCAGCCACAGACAGCCAGAUCCACCUGCCCUGUCCUGUCCUUAGCUCUACUGAGGACCUAAGCUCUGGAGACCCCAGGCUCCAAUGGGUGUUUCCAGAUGGUUCAAUAGUCCUCUUCCCCUACCACAGCUCAGAUGGUAGGGUCCGGGUGUCUGGCCAAGGGCUGAUCCUGCAGAGAGUGGAUCACUCUGAUGCUGGACUGUACUACUGCGUGGCCCGGGCAGGGGGAAAUGUCGAUGUUCUCCCCCUCCGUCUGGUGGUAGUAGAAUCAUCCAACCCUCCCCCAGGGGAGGAGCUAGGCCCUGCUGUGACUGGAUUGGUUGGAGACCCUGUCAGUCUACCGUGUGAGGCCUCUGGUUCACCGAGGGUUGAGGUGAACUGGGUUCUUCCUAACGGGGGAGUGAUAGGGAGUAGGAACAAGGGGAGAAGAAGGGGGGAGGCAGGGGUGACUGUCUUAGCCAAUGGUACCCUGUCUCUCCCCUUCCCUGGGCAGAGAGACGCAGGACUAUACCGUUGUGUAGCGGUGAACCAGCACGGUGCUGACUCUCAUUCCACCAGACUGAUUCUAACCCCACGUCUUUCCGACACCUCAUCAAGCAUGAGAUAUCCCAUGAGGCCACAGUCUGUGGUGGGGUUGUCCAACAGGGUACCAGCCCCUCUAGGGGUCAAGGAGGUUGAAGAGGGGGUGUCAGGAAAUGACAAGGGGGAGGAGGAGAACAUACUGCCCACCAGGGCAGGUAACACCAGGAGGAGAGGUCUUAGACCUAAACCUACCCUGACACGGCGCCCCCCCAUCAGAUCCCACAUGGUGAGGGUGGAGGGAGGCGGACCCCCUCAGAGGGGAAGGAGGCCCAUGAGGAGAGGCUUCCCUGUGGAGCAGAAGAGGAACAGGCUGGAGGGCCGUCGGAGGUUUAACCUGGCCAAACACAAGAUAGACCCUCAGAAAUGGGCCGAGCUGCUGGCUAAGAUACGUGAAAGGACUGCCCCUAAAAUCACAGACUCCCUGUAUGUAUCACCCCCAACUAGAGCACGUACUACCACCUCAGCCCCCCCAACUAGAGCAAAGACAACCACCUCAACCCCAACUGAAGCAAAGACAACCACCCUAACCCCAACUGAAGCAAAGACAACCACAUCAACCCCAACUGAAGCAAAGACAACCACAUCAACCCCAAGUGAAGCAAAGACAACCACAUCAACCCCAACUGAAGCAAAGACAACCACAUCAACCCCAAGUGAAGCAAAGACAACCACAUCAACCCCAACUGAAGCAAAGACAACCACCUCAACCCCAACUGAAGCAAAGACAACCACAUCAACCCCAACUGAAGCAAAGACAACCACCUCAGCCCCAACUGAAGCAAAGACAACCACCUCAACCCCAACUGAAGCAAAGACAACCUCAUCAACCCCAACUGAAGCAAAGACAACAACCUCAACCUCAUCUGAAGCAAAGACAACAACCUCAACCUCAUCUGAAGCAAAGACAACCUCAUCAACCCCAACUGAAGCAAAGACAACAACCUCAACCCCAACUGAAGCAAAGACAACCACCUCAACCUCAUCUGAAGCAAAGACAACCAGAAUGCAGACAACCAGAAUAAAGCCAGGCAGCACACAACCAAAGACCACACUACCAAACACCACACUACCAAACACCACACUACCAAAGAGCACACCAGAUGUUACAGUGGGAGGAAAAUCCCCUCAACGUACUGUAUUGGAGUCAGAGGCUGAUACCACAGAGGGUUUUUCCAUAGAUGUCCCCAGUCUACAGGAAGAGGGGUUGAACACUGUCCACACAUCACUGAUCCCAGACCUGCUAACAAAGGAUAGAGGGGCCCCAGAGACAACAAACACUGCAGAUCAGACCAAUAACUUCCCCCAGACCCCUCAGUCAAACACAGACACAAAUACAGGGACAGGAACAGAGACAGAGAGUUCUCCUAAAAGCACAAAGCCAACCUCCAGCAUCAAUGACAUUAGCACAGAGGUGAUCCUUAGUCCUGUAAGGACCACAGGUGAGAGGGGGAGGUAUGGAACAACAAACUCUGGACAGGUAACAUUCUCCAACUCUGUCCCAUCGCAAUCCAGAAUCCCCUGGAAUUCCAGGAGAAGGCCUGGCCAGAAGAGACGCAUCAACAGACCCAGAGGACGACCCACCGCCCCCCAGAAUGCACCAGGUCCAACCUCCCCUCGCCAGAAUACCCCAGGUCCAACCUCCACUCGCCAGAAUACCCCAGGUCCAACUUCCCCUCGCCAGAAUACCUCAGGUCCAACCUCCUCUCGCCAGAAUACCCCAGGUCCAACCUCCCCUCGCCAGAAUAACCCAGGUCAAACCUCCCCUCGCCAGAAUAACCCCAUAGCAGCACUUGCAGACCCCAGGGAACUGCCAGCAGCUGCUACAACCACGACUAUAACCACUACUAUAACUACUGCUCCAUCCUCUACCCGGAUCACUGCUCCAUCAAGCACAUCCGUCUCCUCCCCUGCUUUCUUUCCUGCCUCUCUCCCCCAGACACACACAGACAGGGUGACUCACUCAGCAAACACUGCUUCUCAGCUCCCUGACAGGUCCCAAACGUCUAGCAUACACACACAGAUUUGCACACACACUGGCAAACAUACACCCACAGUCUCUACAACUAGUACACACACAGACAAACAUACACCCACAACAACUAGUACACACACAAACAAACAUACACCCACAGUUACACACAGCGAUGCAGACAAACAGAGUUAUGCUGAAACAGAGGGUCAGGUCUGGACCACUCCAAAAGAGCAGGUUCCAUCUGUCUUCAACCAACACAACCCAGAGGAUAUCAAAACAACUCCCCCUCGGUCUGGAACCACACCAGGCAGAACAACACCUACUGGCACUGAGAAAGAACCCAGUGAGAUAGAACCCAGUGAGAUAGAACCCCUCUACCCAGCUGCUGAUGAAGAACCCAAUGAGGAAGAACCACCAGCCACUGAUGAAGAACCCAGUGAAAUAGAACCCAGUGAGAUAGAACCCCUCUACCCAGCUGCCGAUGAAGAACCCAAUGAGGAAGAACCACCAGCCACUGAUGAAGAACCCAGUGAGAUAGAACCACCAGCAACUGAUGAAGAACCCAGUGAGAUAGAACCACUAGCAACCGAUGAAGAACCCAAUGAGGAAGAACCACCAGCCACUGAUGAAGAACCCAGUGAGAUAGAACCACCAGCAACUGAUGAAGAACCCAGUGAGAUAGAACCACCAGCAACUGAUGAAGAACCCAGUGAGAUAGAACCACUAGCAACUGAUGAAGAACCCAAUGAGGAAGAACCACCAGCCACUGAUGAAGAACCCAAUGAGGAAGAACCACCAGCAACUGAUGAAGAACCCAGUGAGAUAGAACCACUAGCAACUGAUGAAGAACACAGAGAGGUAGAACCACCAGCAACUGAUGAAGAACACAGAGAUGUAGAACCACCAGCAACUGAUGAAGAAUACAGAGAGGUAGAACCACCAGCAACUGAUGAAGAACACAGCGAGAUAGAACCAACAGGCACUGAUGAAGAACACAGAGAGGUAGAACCACCAGCAACUGAUGAAGAACACAGAGAGAUAGAACCACAAGCCACUGAUGAAGAACACAGAGAGGUAGAACCACCAGCCACUGAUGAAGAACACAGAGAGAUAGAAACACCAGCCACUGAUGAAGAACACAGAGAGAUAGAACCACCAGCCACUGAUGAAGAACACAGAGAGAUAGAACCACUAGCCACUGAUGAAGAACACAGAGAGAUAGAACCACCAGCCACUGAUGAAGAACACAGAGAGAUAGAACCACCAGCCACUGAUGAAGAACACAGUGAGAUGGAACCAGUCUAUCUAGCACCUGAUAAACCAGAGGAGAGACAGCCAGAGUCAGAAAUAAACAGCUCUCUUUCAUCUACAACACAACUACUGUCCCCAAACACAACUGAUACAGCAGCUACCACGGUUUCAGCCAUCACCUCCUCUACAGUCAUCACCUCCAUUAGAAGAACUAACACUAUAACUAUUCCUACAACUACUAUUCCUACAACCACUAUUCCUACAACUACUAUUCCUACUACCACUAUUCCUACAACUACUAUUCCUACUACCACUAUUCCUACAACUACCACUAUUCCUACAACUACUAUUCCUACUACCACUAUUCCUACAACUACUACCACUAUUCCUACAACUACUAUUCCUACUACCACUAUUCCUACAACAACUACCACUAUUCCUACAACUACUAUUCCUACUACCACUAUUCCUAUAACUACUACCACUAUUCCUACAACUACUAUUCCUACUACCACUAUUCCUACAACUACUACCACUAUUCCCACAACUACUACCACUAUUCCUACAACUACUACCACUAUUCCUACAACUACUACCACUAUUCCUACAACUACUACUACCACUCCUAGUACUACAACAGUCUGGAGGAAUCCUGGGCUAAACGCCAUCCCAGACUCACAUGGCAGUCGCUACCGCCCCCCACCUUACCCCAACUACCCACAACACCUUAUUACUAGGCCUGACCCAGUCAGAACUCCACCCCCAAUAAAACACGCACCCUCUCUCCCACACCGUGUCAACCCCAAACUUCUUCUCCCAGACAUUUUAGAGACCCCUUCCUCUGCAGUCCCCACCACAAGAGCUCCGUCCAGCCCUCCCAAGAUCUCCCCACCCACCACAGACCCUCAGGCCGGGGUCAACACUGGCUCUACUCCUCAUCGUUCCCCUCCCCUCUCUCCACACCGUAGUGUGACUGCCCAACGCCCCCCUCAGACCCCUGUCCUGCGUGUCAGGCCCCUUAUCACUCCCCCCCAUGUGCGCCCCAUGUCUGUCCCAGCUGAGAGUGACGCCCUCCUGCCAUGCGAGGCCAUUGGACAGCCUCCUCCGACAAUCACCUGGAUCAAGGUCUCCACAGGAGCUGUGAUAUCACUGGACACCAAGGCAGAGCGUUUCCAGGUCCUACCCAACGGAACCUUUCUCAUCCGGAGCGUGCAGGUCCAGGACCGAGGGACAUAUAUCUGCAGCGCACAGAACUCUGUGGGUCUUGACCGUGUGAUGGUGACUCUGGAGGUCUGGUCCCGCCCACCACGCAUUCAGCUACCCACUCACAGAGAGGCCACGGUGCACCAGGGGGGAGAGGUGAGGUGGGAAUGUCGGGCUCAGGGGGUGCCUGUCCCUCUGCUGUCCUGGGUGCUACCUGACCGCUCCAUCCUGACCCCCGACCUUAACUCCAACCCUGCCCAUGGCCCUCACCCCCGGGUGUCUAUAUUCCCUAAUGGUACUCUGCGUAUUGUGGCUGUCGCCCCAGCAGACAGAGGACUUUAUCGCUGUGUAGCCUCCAACCCAGCAGGGGCAAGCAGUCUGUCAGUCCGACUCCAUGUCUCCUUCCUGCCUCCAGCCAUCCAGCAGCCGAGAGAGGAGAGGGUAACCCAGCCCGCUGGCAUGCCUGUCUACGCCCACUGCUCUGCCCGGGGUGCCCCCGUUCCCUCCAUCCGCUGGAGGACCCCAGAUGGUACGCUGCUGCUCCCCUCUCAAUUCCUCAACGGGAACCUGUUUGUCCUCCCCAACGCCACCUUGCUGAUACGCAAGCUUUCCACUAAGGACUCUGGGAGCUACGAGUGCCUGGCAACUAAUGCAGUGGGCGGGGAUAAGAGGACGGUGAGGGUGUUGGUGACUGGAGAUGAAGGAGGAGGUGUUGUCUCCACAGAUAAAACUACAUCCUCCUCUUCCAUUAACAGUAACUCUGACCUGAAACCCUCCUCAGCCGUCCUUAACCCUCCUCUCCGGCCCUCCUCCCCCCUCAGUAAGGCUAAGAUCCUCUCCACCUCUCCAUCCAGUUCUAUAGUUGUAUAUGGUGAAACUCUGCUCCUUCAAUGUUCAGUAACCGGCAACCCAGAGCCUAGAGUGGUCUGGAGGGUACCUGGCAAGAAACUAGUGGAUGCCCACUACAGUUUUGACAAGAGGAUGAAGGUACAUAGUAAUGGAACGCUGUAUAUCCAGUCCGUAACGGAGAAAGACGGGGGGGACUAUUUAUGUGUCGCACGAAAUAAAAUGGCUGAUGACUACCGCCUCCUCCGUGUCACCGUGGUCACAAAGCCCGCUAAACCCGCUAAGAUUGAGCCAAAGCAGCCGUCCAAUCAGAAGGUGGUAUCGUAUGGAGCAGCUUUAAAGGUAGACUGUCUGGCGACCGGGCAGCCCGACCCCUCAGUGAGUUGGAGCCUACCGGACGGAACCUCAGUGAACAGCGUACUGUUGCAAGGGGAGGAGAAAGGGGGACGGAGGAGGCGGCUGGUGGUGUUUGACAACGGGACUCUGUUCCUCCCCUCAGUGGGGAUGGGGGAGGAGGGGGAGUAUGUCUGCCACGCUGAGAACCAGAUGGGGAGAGACUCCAUGAGGGUGAUGAUCAAAGUCCUUACCUCACCCCCUUCCUUCCCCAGAACGAGAUAUGAGGUCAUCAAGGUGCAACAAGGGAGUGUGUUGGCUCUGAACUGUGGGGCCAAAGGAGAGCCCAUCCCUACAGUCACAUGGUUCUCUCCAAUCAAUCGUGUCAUCCCUGUGGGGGGGUCCGGUCCAGUUGUAGUGCGGCCAGAUGGCUCCUUGGUGAUCCAGGGGGCUAGAGGGGCUGACGGAGGAAACUACACCUGCCGAGCCAGCAAUGUGGCUGGGGAGAUGAGCAGGAUGAUGGGGGUGGAGGUGAGCGUGACCCCACCCAGCUUCACUCUCAAUGGGGCUAGGGGUGGACUCGAUGGGACAGACAGACAUACAGCUGUUGUUAGCAGUAGUGGAGUCAGUGCUGUGAUCACCAUCAGUCAGUCUGCAGGGAGGGUUCAGUCGGGCAGUACUGGUAAUGGUGUCAGUACUGGUAAUGGUGUCAUUAAUAAUGAAGUUAGUCAUAAUGGGGUCAGUAAUGUAGGGGACCAGAGGGUCUCAGCAGUAAGAGGCCAGACAGUUAUUUUGCCCUGUCCAUCCCAGGGCUUCCCUCCACCCCGCUUGGCCUGGUUGCUGCCUGGUAACGGGGUUCUCCCGGCGCCUUACUACGGCAGCAGACUCACUGUGCACCGCAACGGAACCCUAGAGCUGAGGGGGGUGAGGGCAAGCGAUGCUGGCCUGAUGGUGUGUGUUGCUCGCGGUGAGAGGGGCGAGGCUCAGAUAAUGGUACAUCUGGAGGUUUUAGACACACAGGACCCACCUCGCUCCAGAGGCCCAGUGACCACAGGGAAACCUUGCCCAGUAGGCCCAGUCAGCACAGAGAAACCUCAUCCAGUAGGCCUAGUCAGCACAGAGAAACCUCAUCCAGGCCCAGUCAGCACAGAGAAAUCUCAUCCAGUAGGCCCAGUCAGCACAGAGAAACCUCACCCAGUGGGCCCAGUUAACACAAAGAAACCUCGCUCAGGAUUCGCAGUUACAGAGGAGACACCUCACCCCAGAGGCCCAGUCACUACUGAGAAACCUCACUUAGGAGGCCAAGUCAGCACAGAGAAACCUCGCUCAGUAGGCGGGGAUAAGAGGACAGUACCAGGAGUCCCAUUCCGAGGGGAUACACCUCGUCCAAGAGGCCCAGUGUCAGAGGCAGCAAGGAGUGUCAUCCCGGAGAGGAAGCCUUUGGUCAUCAGCAGAUCAGCUUCUCUGGUCAGCAUCAUAAGCGGAGAGAAUCUACAGCUACCCUGUCCCCAGACAGACAGCCCCAGUCAUAGUUCCAGCCAGACCCAGUCUCUGACCUGGACGUUGCCCAGCGGGGGGAUUGUGUCUCGGGGCCAGACGGCAGGAACGGGUCAGUACUCAAUCCUGGAUGACGGGACUCUGACGGUGCAGCAUGCGUCUGUGUUCGACAGGGGGACCUACUCCUGCCGAUCCACCAAUCAGGACACGUUGUCUAUCCUGACAGUUCCAGUGAUUGUCAUUGCCUACCCCCCUCGCAUCACCAAUGGCCCCCCUCCCCUGACCUACACUCGUCCUGGUGUUGCUGUGCAGCUCACCUGCUACGUCAUAGCAACCCCCCGAGCGACCAUCACCUGGGAGAUGCCGGACCAAUCCCAGCUAAGGGUCACAGGUCAGGCCCGUCUCUAUGGCAACCGGUACCUGAGUCCCCAGGGUUCCCUGGUGAUCCAGAACCCGACCAGCAGAGACACUGGGUUCUACCGCUGUACUGCACGGAACGACAUUGGAACCGACACCAAGGCCACUUAUCUACAUGUGAUCUAACAGAACACACAUACAGUGAGACCUGGUCCUGCUUAACACACACACACACACACACACACACACACACACACACACACACACACACACACACACACACACACACACACACACACACACACACACACACACACACACACACACACACAAAUACACACACACCCACACACAAAUACAAAUACACAUACACACACCUUUUGCCCUAAGAAACUGCAAAGUUGAGUGCAGAAAAUACUGUUCAACCAAAGACUGAUAAAAGAUAGUAAUAGAGAAUAUAAAACCAAAUGCAUUUUGUGUGUUAUGCAUCUUUUUUUAACCUUUAUUUAACUAGGCAAGCCAGUUAAGAACAAAUUAUUAUUUACAAUGACGGCCAACCCCGGCCAAACCCGGAUGACGUGGGGCCAAUUGUGCGCCGCCCUAUGGUACUCCCAAUCACGGCCGGAUGUGAUUCAGCCAGAGUGUGUUAUGCAUCUUACAGCCAUAGUGUGUUAUGCAUCUUACAGUCAUAGUGUGUUACACAUCUUACAGCCAUAGUGUGUUAGGCAUCUUACAGCCAUAGUGUGUAACGCAUCUUACAGCCAUAGUGUGUAACGCAUCUUACAGCCAUAGUGUGUUACGCAUCUUACAGCCAUAGUGUGUUAUGCACCUUACAGCCAUAGUGUGUUAUGCACCUUACAGCCAUAGUGUGUUAUGCACCUUACAGCCAUAGUGUGUUAUGCACCUUACAGCCAUAGUGUGUUAUGCACCUUACAGCCAUAGUGUGUUAUGCACCUUACAGCCAUAGUGUGUUAUGCACCUUACAGCCAUAGUGUGUUAUGCACCUUACAGCCAUAGUGUGUUAUGCACCUUACAGCCAUAGUGUGUUAUGCACCUUACAGCCAUAGUGGGUUAUGCACCUUACAGCCAUAGUGUGUUAUGCACCUUACAGCCAUAGUGUGAGUUAUAAAAGCAAUGAGCAGCUCUGAGAAGCAACUGCGUCAUUCAACAACAAGAAAUAGUGUCAACAUCACAGACUAUAUCAGGGAGUAAAAACAUCAGCUGUUGCAAUACACAUCAUGCAACAUGCAACAUAUUCAGCUCUGUAUUACAACCUUUCUGAACUUUUACCUCCAUAAUAUCUAAAGUGGCCUUUUGAGUCCUGUGUACAGUUAUGUAUUCAUGAGCAGAACAAAUGUUUGAUAGUGGUCACAGAACUCCUCCAAUGUAGUUCUGUGGAGCCACAGGAGUCUGCAGCGCUCUGUGUCUGCAGCUCUCUGUAGCAUAGAUGUGUGUGUGGCUCCAGUGUCAGAUCACGCAUGUGAAAAUAUCCAUAUAAAAGCUGAUAUCAUCAUGUUUCAAUUUUGUUUAAAUUAUUUGUCUUGUAAAGACUGUAAUAUAUUGUUAUUUUGUGCCUCUUGUCAUAAAGAGAGAGAUGUCUCUCGAAUCUCUCACUAACCUUCUGCUUUUUCCCCCCAACUGCUACAUUUUAUAAAUAAAAGUUAAAAGGAAUUCA
This is a messenger RNA of Salvelinus fontinalis (brook trout), 11415 nucleotides long. Its product is annotated as matrix-remodeling-associated protein 5-like. Gene Ontology annotation, molecular function: protein binding. The transcript has 9 exons. The record is from RefSeq and is a predicted model, not a curated record. NCBI's taxonomy places the organism in Eukaryota, Metazoa, Chordata, Actinopteri, Salmoniformes, Salmonidae. Gene Ontology annotation, cellular component: extracellular region. The coding region runs from base 312 to 9926 and encodes 3204 amino acids.